Messenger RNA from Lolium rigidum, 1520 nucleotides. RefSeq names its product cytochrome b561 and DOMON domain-containing protein At3g61750-like. The record is from RefSeq and is a predicted model, not a curated record. NCBI's taxonomy places the organism in Eukaryota, Viridiplantae, Streptophyta, Magnoliopsida, Poales, Poaceae. The transcript is spliced from 4 exons. Bases 106 to 1224 code for a protein of 372 amino acids.
CCUGCCGAGCUAGCUAACUGUUGAGGUUCUUGCGUCGUCGGCGUCACUGGCAUUGUCAGUUCGUCGCUGCCGCCGACUGCGAGGAGUUCAAUAGAGAUCAGUACUAUGGCGCGUGCGGUGGCUCUUGCUGCCGGGCUGGCCGCCAUGCUGGUCUCGAUGCUGGCGUCGGCGGCCACGGCGCAGAUGGACAGCUGCAGCGGCGACCUGCCGGCCGCGCUCGUCGGCAACUACUCGGGGAUGGCCUGCCAGCCCGUUUGGAACAACUUCGUGCUCCGGUACCAGCAGGACAAGAACAACGUGCUCCGGGUAGUGCUGUCGACCAUGUACAGCACGGGGUGGGUGGGGAUGGGGUUCUCGCGGGACGGCCUCAUGAUCGGCUCCAGCGCCAUGGUGGGGUGGAUGGGCAAGAAGGGCCUCCCCCACAUCCGCCAGUUCUCGCUCCGGGCAAAGUCCGGCUCCAAGGCCGCCGUCGUCGACAGGGGCUUCCUCGUCUCCAACGACCACGACCACACCGUCGUCGUGCAGCAGGCCAAGAUCUACGUCGCGUUCCAGCUCAAGUUCUCCUACCGCCUCUCCCACCAGCACAUCAUCCUCGCCUUUGGGUCCGGCGUGCCGGUCAAGAACAAGCUCACCAAGCACCAGGACAAGACCUCGUUCACCUUCGAUUUCACCACCGGGAAAACGUUCGCCGACGGUGCCUUCCCCUACGGCCUGAGGCGGGCGCAUGGCGGGCUCAACCUGUUCGCGUGGGGCAUUCUGCUGCCGAUCGGCGCCAUCCUAGCGCGCUACUUCCGGCGCAUGGAUCCUCUCUGGUUCUACCUUCACGUCGGUAUCCAGCUAGCAGGAUUCAUCAUCGGCCUCGCCGGUGUCGUUGCUGGCGUAGCUCUGUAUAGCAAGAUCCAAGCCGAUAUCCCAGCCCACCGAGGCCUCGGCAUAUUCGUUCUUUUCCUCGGCAUUCUGCAAGUUCUGGCAUUCUUCGUAAGGCCCAACACGGACUCGAAGUACCGCAAGUACUGGAACUGGUACCACCACUGGGCUGGUAGGCUAGUGCUAUUCUUCGCGGCUGUCAAUAUUGUUCUUGGGAUCCAUGUCGGCGGAAGCCAUGACUCCUGGAAGAUCGGCUACGGUUUCAACCUCGCCAUUCUCCUUGUGGCCGUCAUCGGACUGGAGUUCAUGUUGUGGACAAGAUGGUCCAAGAACAGCACCUCCACACCGACAUAUUGAGCUCGGUCACAACUGGGGCGUCUGCUCAUGUGGCAAUAUCGUGGCAAUGACACCCCUAUUUUUUAGUUCUUUUUUUUCUUUUUAGUUCUUUUUUUUUCUUGGUUAUGUGGUUUGUUUGUUCGUUUACGUCCAUGUUCUACCUUUGCUGGUAUACUCUUGAUAAUGUAAGUCUCAGUAGGCCCAGCUGAGCGUGGACACAUACACAAGUUUGGACAUAAUUUUGCGAUGUCUGAAAUGUACUAAAAAUAUCUGAAACAACUAUGGAUGUGGCCUUAUGACGGUCCCUAUUUAGGUGA